AUGUCAGCUGCGUCCGAGGCUCCCGAGAUCAAAGUUCGUAACAGCAAGUAUACUCCCAAGAGCGAGUUUCAGGUUUCAACUAGCGAUGCUCCGCUGAACGCUCCCAAUGAAAAUAGCGAGCACGUUAUUAUCAUAGGCGGCGGUGUCAGCGGAUUGCUAGUCGCAUGGAUGCUUCUUGAUAAGGGCUUCCGGGUGACCAUUCUUGCCAAAGAGUGGGCGCGCACCGGGGACUUCAGUGAGCCCCGCCUCACUUCUCAGAUUGCUGCAGCUUUGUGGGAGAUGCCCCCUGGGGGGUGUGGCUUAACUGAAAUUGAAUCUCCCGGCAAGGGUUGGGCUACCGUGGACCAUUAUCGAGAGUGGGCUAUGCAAAGCUACAACUUCUACACAGAUUAUGUGAAAAUUCCAAACGAACACGAGAGAGGUGGACACUCGUUUGGUCUUUCCAUCGCUAAACUUCAUCAAUUUUUCUACGAGGACGUUAUCUCUGAAUGCACCGACAAAACUUCGCCAACAUAUGAACACCACGCCAAGUACCUUGAUGUCAACAAGAGGAUUAAAGGAACUGCGGCGUAUACUGACAAAACUGCAAUCGCGAAUAAGUUCAAUUCGUCACUGAUCAACCUAGAGUACGGUGGGGGAAAGUUCAAAACUGGUUAUACUCACGAUGCUCCUAUCUUGAAUACCGACAAAUCUUUGGCCUACCUCAUGGCACUUGUCCAGCAAAAGGGAGCAACACUAGAGACACGAGCGGUGAAAGAUCUUCGGGAAUCUGGCCAGCAGUUGUUGACAGACUACAAAGCGGAUGUCAUUGUCAAUGCCACAGGCCUCGGUGCAAAAGACCUACUCAACGAUCAGGAUGUUUACCCCGUUCGUGGUGCCAUUCGUCGCAUCGACAACGUCCACCAUAGCCAGUUCCGCCAUCUGAAUGAUGCCUACCUUGUUCCUGCACAGAUUGCACCCGAUGGUCUACCUUCCAAGACCGUGUUCAUUGUGCCUCGGAACGAUGAUAUCCUCUACGUUGGUUCCAUCAUCCAGCCACACAACGACACGAUGAACCUGACUCCUGAAUCUCCCGAGGUGCUGCAGAUGUGGGAUCGAGCGGGAGACUUCAUGCCCAGUCUGCUACACGCUGGCCUUGUGAACCACUUCCCUUUUGGCCAGGGUUUGCGGCCAUUUACCAAGAAAAACGUCAAGGUCAGAGCCGAUGAGGAAUGUGCAUUUCCUCUGGUCCAUAACUAUGGGCAUGGCGGGUCUGGAUGGACAUUAGGUGUUGGAACCGCCCAUAGCGCGGUCUUUAUUGUCGACAAGAUUUUUAGUGAUAGAAUUGACCUGAUUGAGGCGGUUGAGUCGUUGAGGUUGAAACAGACAGAGACAAAGGACCUCAUCGAAAUAAUAAACAGCAACGGAGACUUGAACCAAAGUCAUCAACAAAUUCUCUCGCAGGCUGUUGUUGAAUUGCCUUCAGCGCACCCUUUCAAAAACCGGGGUUUGGAGUUGAUAGAGGCAUUGGACCAUGCCCCGAAAUUGAGCGUUGCGUCGGCGAAAGUUACCAACAAGUUUAUAUAUGGAAGCGCUUAG
Penicillium expansum is the source of this 1578-nucleotide messenger RNA. RefSeq names its product FAD-dependent oxidoreductase. Gene Ontology annotation, molecular function: FAD binding; D-amino-acid oxidase activity. Lineage: Eukaryota; Fungi; Ascomycota; Eurotiomycetes; Eurotiales; Aspergillaceae. The transcript has a single exon. The record is from RefSeq and is a predicted model, not a curated record. Bases 1 to 1578 code for a protein of 525 amino acids.